Fomitopsis serialis is the source of this 8650-nucleotide messenger RNA. RefSeq names its product golgi-body localization protein domain-containing protein. Bases 9 to 8483 code for a protein of 2824 amino acids. The transcript has 30 exons. The record is from RefSeq and is a predicted model, not a curated record. NCBI's taxonomy places the organism in Eukaryota, Fungi, Basidiomycota, Agaricomycetes, Polyporales, Fomitopsidaceae.
UCCUCGCUAUGCUUCUGUCUCCCGGUGGACACGGGUUCUGGGCUUUCCUCCUGGUAUGGGUCGUCCGGAUCGUCACACUGUCCUUCAUAUUCCGCAUGUAUGCGGGGCCUGCUCUACUCAAGCUCGUCUCAAAGCGUCUUCGAGUGCGUAGUGUCAGCCUUCGCUCCAUACGCGGAAUAUACUUCCGUGCUGGAAGCGGCACGAUCCGCAUUGACCGCGUCGGCAUUUCAUACCAUCGCCCAUCUCCUACGACGGCUAGUCGUUUGACGCUUCUCGUCGAGGGAUUGAAGCUACGCCCCUCGCUCAAGCGUAGGCGCUCCUCGCCUGCAAGUCGUUUCGGUGACCGCGUGCGUCUGGCGACCUUCGCUGCCUUGCGGUCAACAUGGAACUUCCUGGAUCCUUAUGUCCGUCCAUUCAUACGAACGUCAAUCGUUUCGGUUCUUCGGUUCGUCAUCCUCAUCGACUUCGAACUCGACUCGGCCGUGGCCACCUAUGCUGCACUUCCUGGCGUCGAACUCGUCCUGAAGCAGGCAAAGGUCAAGACAAAAGUAUCGCUAUCUAUAGUGGAUAAUGUCGUAAUCCCUGGAGCUUCGGCUGCACCCAACCCCAACCACUGGAACGCCAGGGUUCAGAAUAGCCUGCGACGCACCUGGGACAGAGCAUGGGGAGCUACGCAGGUGACCGCCUCAUUGUCUCUACGCCUCAAAGGUAUCUCGGCUACUGCGUCCCCUUUGGCUCUGAAGGAUAUGCCGACGGCCCUCCAUGCGAGCACGAGAUGCUUCAUAUAUCUACCAGGGACCAAAUUCAAAGCGUCGGUUCGCAUCGAUCCUCACCGCGCCGUCGAGUCGCAUAGCGUGGAGACAACUCUACUUGUCGAUUCUUUGGACGUACACACCGACGUCAUCCAGUAUCUUUUGAAGCGGUUGAGCGCCGGAAAGAAGGCGAAGACGAAUGGCACUGCUACAGGUAACGAAAACUCGAGUUCAUCUCCCGUGAACCCUCUCCCGCCAGGGUUUGGCCCGCCUUCGCCGCUACUCAGCCCGUGGUCGCCCGUCCGGAGCCCACUCUCGCCUUCACACCGAGUUUCAUUCUCAGCGCUUUCCCCACCAGAUCCUAGGCCGCUCUCUCCACGAGCUAGCACGUUUUCACCGAAUGAGAGCAGCCCACUUUCACCAUCUCCAGCAACUACUCGCAAGCCGAUGUGGUCGUCCCCCAUGUCUCCUGGUUCGCCAUUGAUGGAAGCAUUUCUUCCGUAUGCAUCGCUGAAACUGGGCUGGGGCGCCAAGCCGAUUCCAGUACGCAGGCUCAAUAGCCGCAAUUCGCGUCUAGCAUUCCUGAAGGGCAUUGACAUUACGGUCUCGAAGCUGACAAUGAAGCACUCUCUGCCUAGGAUAGAGACAGGCGUCGCCCAGACCUUCGAGAUGGCACUACAUGACUUCCAUGUCGGAGCGGGCCUCAGUCAUCCCGAUACGACACCGCUGCACCGGCAACACCUUGGUUCUAGGAGUGUACCCAACGACCCCCUUAGCUCGGACGUUUACCGUCUCACAGUUUCUGCUCAUCAAGUGACGUUGGACCGGUUUGGUUCGGGCGCACUGGUGGAUCACCUUCGACUACUGUCCAUCAGCUCCAUCUUCGCGGGGGCCGUCGUCUCGCAAUGGCCAACACCCUGGUUGAAGGGCCCGGCGUUCAUGUCGGGUGACCCAAACUCUCAGCUACUGGCCAUCGACGUAGAGUUGGGCACUGUGGAAGUGACGGAGAGGUUGGAAGUCUUGCAUGCCAUGAUGGCGAAGACAAAGCCGCCAAAGCCAAAGACCGAGGCACGCUCACCGUUGCCUACGGUGCUCUCCCCGGUGCCGCGCAUCGCCUUCGGCUUCAAGGUCGGCCCUGUCGUGGCUCGCCUCAUCUCGCUGAGCCCGGGAAAUGACGAGACGCCGUUUGCAUUGGAAGCGCGGACUGACGGCCUGGCAAUCUCGUUGCAUUCUCAGUAUGUGUCGCUGCCGGACAAACGAUUGGCGCACGUGUCGCACGAUCGUAUUGGGCUACAGAUGGACGUCCUCCUUGCUUGUCAGCUGCAGCGCACCUUCGUCGGCCGGUGGGAGCAACCCCGCGAGAGCUUGCUCUCCAUUGACACCAUACAGGUCACGGCGAGCGGUAACGCCCUUGGCGACGUUGCGGACGAAGUGCAUAACACCGUUACCGUCGAUGUACCCUCUGCGUAUACGGAUCUCCAGUGUUCUACGGAAGCCAUCUCCGUUGAGCUGUGGCAGCCCGACGUCAUCAAAGCUCUUUCCAGUAUCCUAGCAAGCUUCGCUGGCACACCGAAUCCCCCGUCACCAUCGCCCCGUUCUCGUGCACUUGAACAGUUGCCCUUCGGUCUGUCCGCCUCCGUAGCUGUUGGACGCUUUGUUCUGUUUGUCACGGCUCCGGACAUCGCGCCUACGGAGGAUCUGGGAAUCUCGCGCGGGAUCGCAGUGCAUCUGGGUGCUUGCUUCAGUUAUUGCGCCGUCCAUAGCAGGCACGCCGAGCGCAUCCAUGGCAUCCGGCCACGGAGUCAGACCCGCCUGCGGUUGUCGCUGCCGACGGAACAUGUCAUGAAAGCGGUGGCCGGGAGCAGUCCGCCUGUAGCAACUCGGAGCACUCGGGCUCUAGUAGGGGUCAACCUCUGGGACAUGGUUGUCAGAGAUGCCGUUGCGACUAAAUUCUCUGCCGACGAUCCGUAUUGUCUCGCGGAACUGGACGCUGAGCUCGGCACACGAGAGUUCCUACGCAUCAGAAGCAUCGACGUCGAAGGAAUCUUGACCGGCGUCCGUCCGAAUGGUGCGUUCCAACCAGUGCAUAAGGACGAGCUGGUCAUCACGGCCACCGCGUCACUAAUUCGUGGCACCCUCCGUCUCGCUCAACUCUACAACGUCUUGCUUGCUGUGAAGACGCUACAAUCUAUCGCGCCUUCCCGACCGAAGAGCAGCCAGCCUAGCUCCACUACCUCUGUGCUAGUGACACUGCAGUGCGAUAUCAAGCAGAUGCAGCUCCUCUUGCUGUUACCUGUGCAGACAAAGCUGUACUUGCGAGCCUCGUAUCUGUGCUGCGAUGUGACUUCCCAGUCGACUGUUGCGAUCAAAUGGAGCAGCAUAGUUCUGGCAGUCAACGCGUCCACGGAAUGGGAGGAAUUUGCAUGUCUCGCCGAUUGGCGUGUGAGCUUACCACUCAAGACUCGCCCCCUCGUGGUCAAUGUCGAAGCCGACGGCGCACGUCUACGCAUACCCUUCGACUACGUUCUGGCCGAUCUCAUCCUCGACAUCAACUUGACUAUCAAGAGCGCGAAACAUCUUGUUCGUAUGGUAGCCGCAGGCAAGUACCACAGACCGACCGCGCCGGAAGCCGAAUCAGCGAAGGUGUUGCCCAAAAUGAUAGCUGCCGACGAAGAGUUCGAGUCUAGGCUUGGGCUGAUCUGGCGGGCGGGAUUCCCAGCAGCCGGGCUUCGGCGGGAACGAGAUGAAGCCUUCGAGGCGAAGGUAUCGACAAUUUCUGCGUCACAAUCGACCCAUGCGCUACCACGGACUCGCGAGGCGGAAUCUGAUUUCCAGUUCAGUGCUAAGCAUACUGUCUCCGUUGCAGAUGCACGCCAGCGCCUGUUCCAGGUUCAUUCCGUCGCUUGGAGAUCUGCAUACUCGAAGUCCAGGUCAACUCAGGCGGCGCAUGAACAGCAUCGCCUACGCCAUGCCCUCGGCGACCACGCGAACGCGAAGGAUGUUGACGAUCUUGUACAGGUCAACCCUACGAACAACCUGCCCCCUCUAUUCCGCUUGACCUUCGACUCGCUGGCACUCAACCUCGAAUCUCCAGCCUGCCUCAUUGAAAACGUGUCCGACUUCUUGCAUGACGCAGGUAGUGGGCUGCCCAAAGACACACGGUUCUCUUUGCUAGUCCCGCUGCAUAUUAGCUUCACUGUGUCAUCAGCACGCCUCUCUCUGCGCGAGUAUCCCUUACCCAUGCUCAACAUACCUGCGAGCAGCACAUCUUCACCGGCUCUGGCAUUCGACAGUGAUGUCGUCAUAGCAGAAGAGAUGGGAAGCGAACGCUCCGUGGACUGGAUCAAGUCAGUAGUCGUCAAGGAAAAUUACGGUGUUCAUGGUGCCUCUCCUCUCUCGAUAAGUGUCCCAAAGACGAUAAUGCCGGUGAAAUCAUACGCACGCCCGACAAUACGUGUCCUCACCAAUGACGUGACCGAUUUCGCUUGGGGCGUGAGCUACGGCGCUGCGACACAGGACCUCAUGCGCGAUCGUUCACCACCAAUCGGCUUCUGGGACAAGCUGAGGCUUAUUUUCCACUGGCGUGUAAAGGUCACGUUUGAGAAUGAGGUCCAUCUGCACAUGAAAGGCUCGCGCGACCCGUAUGAGCUAACGGGAACAGGUUCAGGCUUUGCCCUGUGUUGGCGGGGCAGUCCCAGCAUCCUGAUAGGGCAACCUAACGAACAGGGUGAACUCAUGCAAGUGAAGAGCGACUCCAUGCUAAUAGUUAUACCUAACGUUCAAGAUAAGUGGGGUGCUCAGCCAACAUCUGUAUCGUCGGCAACAUUCUCUACUUCCAAUCCAAAAAGGCUUCGCGAGGCUAAGCCCUUCGACCGCAAGUGCCGUAUGUUUACGUUCCGCCCCCAUUACGAUGUCAAGCUCGAAACCAAAGCAGUCAUUCCCGAGAUCAAGUCUGCAGCCGAUUCCUACAAUGGGUUUCGAUCGGAUUUCAUCCAUAUGUCCAUAUCCCUUGAGUCUGCUCUUCACGUAAGAGAACACUCUGGCCCCCAAGCUAGUAGUCUCCACUUGUCUCCUGAAGUAUUUGAGCAGUUCUGGGCCUGGUAUCAAUUGUUUGACCAUGCGCUGUCACUACCCAUCCGGCAGGGCUCCCAUUACCCUCGCAAACGACCCGUCUCUCCCAAGUUUGGACAACAUCUGGCGACUCUGAAAUACCGAUUUGCUAUCUCCCAACUCUUCCUCUCUCAUGUCUACGUGGACAAUUCGCGCGACGCAUGGGCCGACGGCGUCACCCCGUUCGUUGGCGUGAAGGCUCUCAUCGAUCGCUUCCAAGCGGACAUGCAUCAGAGGGACCAAGAAAGUACUCGCAUGACGGACGAGGGGCCUCAAGUCGUCCACCAUAAAUCCUUCUACGCCAUCGAAGUGGCGAUGAAGCAGCUGGAUCUCCGUACGAUGUUGGCUGUGUUUCCUGAGCCACUCAAGCAACAGGUCCAGAUGGACCUGUCGCCGCUUGUCAGUGAUUACAGGACGAAGAUCAAGACCGAGCCCAUACCAGCAGACUCUCCCUGGAUUGACCUGGACGACUUUGAUGACGCUCAAUCAUCUACUGCUACGCCGGAUGUACACCUAUUACGCGCUGCCUUUUGUCCUCAAUUCACGUACUUCAAGCGUCCGGUGGACCCAGGACUGGUACCACAGGGCAAAGUAGUUGAGCGAAGUAAGUUCGGCAAUGAGGAGACACAUGUGUGUUACCUUGGGAAAGAGGCUUCUGUGACGCAGACGCAGCUUGCACUCACAGGUGCUCGGAUCAAGGAGUUGCAAGAGAAGCUGAUACAUAAGGCAGGCCGUACAAUGGACAAUGGUUUCCUCAGUGUUCCGCAAGCGAAAGCACCACAUGCGGCGGACAUGACUGGUGACGAUGCAGAUGAUCUUCGCAAGAAAAUCAACCUUCUGAACAAAUAUGUGGCUCACCUACACAGGGCAGAUGUUACAUCUAAUCCCCAUGCGUCGCACGGCAUCCAUAGCUAUCAAAUGCCGUCUGAAGCAGUCUCUGCAGACGAUUGGGCUGAGUUCGACAAUGUCUACCAGAUUCACUCUCCUCAGAUCUUCCUGGAUCACAUCAUCCGCGAUGUGAUGAUGCAGUACUACUACUGUUCUAGGGCCAAACGAGGUAUUGAAUAUCAUAUGGCGACCCGUGCCGUGAAGUUCAUCCGUGACCAGGCCCGGACUGUGCUUGUUGACACACCUCAGGAGAAGGAACAACAUCGAGGGCCUGUGGCCAGUGCGCAGGCUGCUGCCCUCGCGGUGCGCAAUUUUCUCGUUGGGGACCAUGCAUCGAGUCAUGCUGGCGAGGAUUCACAAUAUCCGUCACUCGAUACACCGGGACCCAUGGAUCCCCUCGGCGGGUGGUCUGAUGGAGUCUCUCUUCGGAAGAGCCACUUCUGUCUCCUGCUCAAACCCCAGAUUGUGCUUCGUAGCGGCAAUGAUACCGAUACCGGGCCGGAUUCUGUAUGCAUCUUAGCCGCUCUACAAGGAAAGCUGAGUUCCUUUGCCAUCCUUGACGAUGCAAACGCAGACGAUCCAGUCAGCGGCAAAGUGAUGAGUCGUAAUUUUGCCUCUGUUUCCGGUCUGCAGGUGUUCUCUCCGUCUGCGGCGAAUACGUCUGGAGAAGGGUCUGUACCUCUUGAGGUGCUGAUCGACUUGCGCUGCGAAAACAAAGCAUUCGAUCGACUAGUCCCUCAAACCGAUGCAUCCUUCCAAUACGACAAGUUCAACAGACUGCGCUUGCGCAACGACAUAACCUCCAUCGCGCAUACGACUGAAGACAGGGAUCGUCAACACGACCACUUACACAACCAGACCGACUUGAUCAGAGUUCACGUCCCCCGCUUCAUAGUGUCUGCCAACGACAGACAUUUCCAAGCCAUAUCGAACAUCGUCACGAACCUUGUCCUGUUCUCUAAUGCCGCCUCAAAGGACCGGUCAGACAAGCUAGAGAAGAUGGUCUUCAGCUACGACUUCACGAAUCUGGGGUCAGCUGCGGAUGUGGUGGCGGACAUGCAAGCUCGUCUGCGCCAUGCCUUUGAGACCAGACGCGAGGCCGUACGUAAGCUUCGCGGGGCAGGAGACCAAGGCCAGGUCGAGAUAUACAAGAUUGAUGCGCAUAUUAUGCUCCUCGCCGAAGAGCUCAACUUGACAUUCGACGCGAUCAAGAUGGCUCAGGACAAGUCGACAGAACAUUCGAACAGAAACAGACGCGAACAGCUACUAGCGAAGCUAGCUGUACGUGAUAUUCACUUCUACUGGCUAAGCAGGCAGGAUAGUUCUCUCGUCAACAAUCUGGUUGUCGGAGACCUACAGGCUUUCGAUGGCGCUGCGGAUGCCGAGUGGACGGAAAUACUGUCAAAAUACGAGGAAGCCUCUACGCAUCCGCUAGUGAAGCGGAAGCUGUUCCUUCUGGCCGAUUGGAUCGUAUUGCCUGCAGUGGGUGGCAUCACAAUAUACGAGCGAUUCGAGGUCACUCUCCACCCCAUGCGGUUACAAAUCGACACGCGCAUUGGUCGCCGGAUCAUGGAAUACGUCUGGCCUGCACGUCGUGAGAGGCAACAAGCGAAGGAUGAGAUCCAGACCUUCGAUACUCUCAUGGAGUCACCAAUAACUGAAGAACCUGUGGACAUCAUCAUCGUACCUGAGAGUCCCAUGAGCCCGCGACGUUCUUCGUGGGACGUGUCGCCGCGGACGCGCGAAGACCCCCACAAAGCAGCAACGUCGCCUUUGCGUAAAUUGGGUGCCUCGCGAUCCUUCACGGACUUGCGGAAGGCCAGAACGGAUUCGCUCCGACCUCCUACUCCCACUCUGCAUAAAACUCGUUCAACAGAGGGAUUAUCGCACGAGGCACAUCCUAUGAGGCAGGUAUCGAAGUCUGGCAGUGAUGCGAAGGAUCGGACGCUUCCCCUACGCAAAGGCAAGGACGUGGAUGAUGCCACCGAGAUGAAGACUAGAUCAUCACAGAAAACAUUUGUGUGGGUGAGAGUGAACAGUCUCCAUUUCUUGCUCAGCAUCGCGAAGGAAGACUCCUUCCUGUGCCGGGAUGCAAGGAUCCGCACAAGAGAUCUUGAGUAUCGCAAUCAGACUUCGAGUUUCGAGGAGCUCGUGGACCAGUUCAUUCCCAGCGGCCGCAACUGGCGAGGCUGGGUCAAAAUGGCCUUCCAGCAGCCUCUGCCAAGACGAAGUGGAUCAAGUCCUCAUCCCACAGCCACACCCCGAAGCAGAGCCCCGUCCCUCCCGUCCUCCACAUCAAGCCUCAAUCCCUUCCACAGCCGACACUCCGGCACUGGGUCGUCGCCAAGCACGACGGCGUCCUCGAGCACUGUGCCCUCCGCGCCUGCCACCCCGCCAGUAGCUCCGCGAGCGGCAAGACGGCGCACGCGCUCGCUGUUCUCUCUGCAUCGCAACCGCGUGUCGUCGCCCCCGCCGGUGCCGUCGGUGCCGCCGAUGCCCAUCGUCACGCCCGAGCUCUCUUCGGAGCCCGAGUCUCUGCAGGAGCAGACGGAUGCCUCCGCGGAGAAGCGGACGCGUCGCCCGCGGGUGCUGAGCGUGUUCAAGCGGCGGCAGCACUCCGCUGGUGUCGUUCGGGGCAGCAUGGAGUCGGACAUGUCCAAUGCCAGCCUGUCCUCUCGGCCUUCGGGACAUUCGCGGGUAGAGUCCACUACGACGGACGAGUCAUUCACAUAGGCAACCUUCCUUACACCUUCAUCUACUUACCGCAUACCGCGCGUCAGCAUCAUCACUGCUCCCACCCUCAUUGCCAUCGCUACUCUACAUCCGAGCAUGUGUUGUAUAAGCAUAUUUUUAUGUUAUCUGUAUUCGUCGACUAGUCGCAGUAUCUAUUAAUCAGAGCA